GUCGUCAGCUCGGGUGGGACUCGCCGAGUUCGCCGACGCAAACGAAACGCCGAUGGUACCUACGGCGACAGUGAAUCGCAUCACAGCGAGGACAGCGACGUCUUCGAGCAGGCGGGCAAGGCGAUCGCGGCGAAGAAGGAGCGAUUGGCCAAGGCGACGGCGAAGGCGAAGGCGACGGCGAAGACGUCGGACAAACUUGGCCGUCGAGGGGCGGGCGAAACGAGAACCGGUGAAGAGGGGCGAGGCAGAAGUCGACGGCAUGGCGACCGUGAGCACGACUCGGCCAGUGAGCACUCUUACUACUCGGAGACGAGUGAGCACGGGACGCGACGAACAGUGCGUCGCAAGCGCAUCCGAGACGAGCACGGAAAUGUCGUGGGCUACGGUCGAGAAGAGUCGUACAGCAGCACAGAGGACAGUAGGUCAAUUGCCCGUUACAUGCAUUCUCGUCUCUACAUAAAAUAG
Protopolystoma xenopodis is the source of this 465-nucleotide messenger RNA. The record is from the annotation of a GenBank genome assembly. Lineage: Eukaryota; Metazoa; Platyhelminthes; Monogenea; Polystomatidea; Polystomatidae.